Messenger RNA from Lipotes vexillifer (Yangtze River dolphin), 1602 nucleotides. It is a transcript of the gene PCYOX1, whose product is annotated as prenylcysteine oxidase 1. NCBI's taxonomy places the organism in Eukaryota, Metazoa, Chordata, Mammalia, Artiodactyla, Lipotidae. The record is from RefSeq and is a predicted model, not a curated record. The transcript has 6 exons. The coding region runs from base 21 to 1547 and encodes 508 amino acids. Gene Ontology annotation, molecular function: prenylcysteine oxidase activity. Gene Ontology annotation, biological process: prenylated protein catabolic process; prenylcysteine catabolic process.
ACAGCAGCGCUCUGAGAGCCAUGGAGCGCACCGGUGGGCGGCUCGCUUGCUCGACCGUGGGGCUGUGGCUGGGGUUGUUGCUGCUGUGCAGCUGGGGGUUCCCUGGGAGCGCCGAGCCACGGGCCCCGCCGGAGAAUAUCGCGAUUAUUGGAGCUGGCAUUGGUGGCACUUCAGCAGCCUAUUAUCUGCGGCAGAAAUUUGGGAACGAUGUGAAGAUUGACGUGUUUGAAAAAGGAGAGGUGGGGGGCCGUCUGGCCACCGUGACUAUGCAGGGGCAAGAAUAUGAGUCAGGAGGUUCUGUCAUCCAUCCUUUAAAUCUGCACAUGAAGCGUUUUGUCAAGGACCUGGGUCUCUCUGCUGUUCAGAGCCCUAGUGGCCUAGUGGGCGUGUAUAACGGAGAGACUCUGGUAUAUGAGGAGAACAGCUGGUUUAUAAUAAACAUGAUUAAACUAAUUUGGCACUAUGGAUUUCAGUCCCUCCGAAUGCACAUGUGGGUAGAGGAUAUAUUAGACAAGUUUAUGAGGAUCUACCGCUACCAAUCUCAUGACUAUGCCUUCAGUAGCGUAGAAAAGUUACUACAUUCCCUAGGAGGGGACGACUACCUUGGAUUAUUUAACCGAUCACUUCUUGAAACCUUGCAGAAAGCAGGCUUUUCUGAGAAGUUCCUCGAUGAAAUUAUUACUCCUGUCAUGAGGAUCAAUUAUGGCCAAACCAUGGACAUCAAUGGCUUUGUAGGGGCAGUGUCAAUGUCCUGUACUGAUCCUGGCCUUUGGGCAGUAAAAGGUGGCAAUAAACUUGUUUGCUCACGGCUCCUUAAGGCUUCCAAAAGCAAUCUUAUAUCUGGCUCAGUAAUGUCCAUAGAGGAGAAAACAAGGACCAAGCAGACAGGAAAUCCCACAAAGGUGUAUGAAGCGGUCUACCAAACCGGAUCUGAGACCCAUUCAGCCUUCUAUGACAUCGUCCUGCUGGCCACUCCAUUGAAUCGAAAAAUGUCCAAUAUAACUUUUCUCAACUUUGAUCCUCCAAUUGAGGAAUUCCAUCAAUACUACGAACCUUUAGUGACAACUUUAAUUAAGGGGCAGUUGAAUUCAACUGUCUUUACCUCUAGAGCCUUAGAUGAGUUUGAUCUCGGUACAGUCUUAACCACUGAUAAUCCAGAUUUGUUCAUUAACAGCAUUGGGUUUGUGUCUUCUGUAGAAGAAAGUAAUAAUCCUCAACCAAAAGCGGACAGGGCACACGUUUGGAAGAUCUUUUCCGCAGGACCUCUUACUAAAGAACAAAUUUUAAAGCUCUUUGUGUCCUAUGAUUAUGCUGUGAAGCGGUCAUGGCUUGCAUACCCUCAUUAUACGCCUCCAGAGAAAUGCCCUUCCAUCAUACUCCAUGAUCGACUUUAUUACCUCAACGGCAUGGAGGUUGCAGCAAGUGCCAUGGAAAUGAGUGCUGUUGCAGGCUACAAUGCUGCUCUCCUUGCCUAUCACCGCUGGAACGGGCACACACACAUGAUUGACCAAGAGGACUUAUAUGAGAAACUUAAAACUGAACUAUGAAAUAUCACUAUUUCUUUUUUUCCCCUCCUGGUUCCAAAUGGAAUUAUCACUGGCA